CAACGAACUUGUCAAAAUAAUGACGUCACCAUAAUUUCACAAUUUUUUUUCUCUAAUUAUAAUUUUUUGUUUGUUUCAAAAUAACCCCGAUAUGCAGUCCGCGAACCCUUUCGGUAAACCUAAAGACGAAAUUUUCGGUCAGGAGACCCUACAUAGGGAAACGGCCUACUACAUCUCGCGAUUGGAACAGUACGAGAACGCCAUAAAACACUUCGAUCAGGCGAUCAAAAAAACCCCAAAAGACCAGAGGGCCUUAAUCGGUCGGUCGAGGGCGAGGGCACACGUGUCGCAGAACGAAGGGGCUUUGGAUGACAUUAAUGAGGCUUUAAACUUAGACCCGGAUAAUUUAACGUUACUCGCCGAUAAGGCUUUAAAUACUUAUUUGUGUUGCGAAUUUGAGGAAGGUUUGGUCCAAAACACCCGCCUGUUGCCCCUGCGUGAGAAACCGGAAAAUUUCAAAAUGGGCGUGAUGCAGUGCACAGACGCCAUCGAAAACUGUGUGGGAGAUCGUUGCGGCAGACCGCUCAGGGACUAUUUCAAGAUGAUCAGAAAACUCGCGUGGGAGCGGAACUACGCGGCCCAGAAACCGUUUGAACCGAUCGCCCGUAAUCGACCGAAAAAGAAACCGGGACUUUUUGAGAAAAUGGUUUCGCAUAAGGAGGGUGGUCUUGAGCCGGUGCAACCCUUGAAACUGGUCAAGUUAAAAGGGAAAAGUGAAUCAGACGAGAACCUCCUCAGGGAAUCACUGCAUUCGAUAUCGACGAACAAGGAGCCCAUACCGCCCUACCAUCAGAAUUUCCCUUUUAGGCCCUUGCAGCAGCACACCACCAACAUUGAGAACUACAUCGCCGAGAAAUAUCUGGAUAAGAUGUAUUUGGACAAGGUAUUUUUGAAUAAGUUGGAAUCGAUGCCCGGGACCAUUUGUCCAAAUGCCAAAGGUGUCACAAGAAUCAAGCAAAUAGUGAAAAACUGCUACAAAACAGUCUCCUACAAGCAAGAGGUCCUUCGUACACGUAGACCGUUUUACUUCAUCAAAUACCGAGAGGCCAGGGUGUCCGGGGCCCUAAAGAAGCGCCAAGAGAUGGAACUGGCCCACCAACAGUACUUUGUCAAACUUGAAGCCGAGUCGAUCCUUGCAAACAUGAUGGCGGCCUACGAGCAAAAGAGGCUGCAAGACUUCUUGAACUUGACCGAGAAACUCAGGAGAUAUUGCGACAUGAAGUCCAAGAAGCUGCUGCCAGCCAAAUCCGAUUACAUGACGGCAAUCUACCAAACCGCUUGCAAAGCGUUUUAUGACGUGUACCGUUUAAACCCGGGCCACAGCUCCUACCUGCAGAACAAGCGACUCUAUGCCAUCCUGGGAAUCCCACUGAGCAGAGAACCAUCGACCGAUUCGGUCAUACGGGAGUUUAAGAACGUGUUCGUUGAUCACAAGAAGCUUAUUUCCACUUUUGAGGUUCGUCUCAAGAACGCUGUGGACCCCUUGGAGAUUUGCUGGUACUAUCAUGAACUAGCCAGAUUACAACUUGAAGAGAAACACUUUGACCUAUCCAGAGUCUACGCGAGAAAAUGCAUCUACGAAGCCUCCAAAUUGAAAAACGAGAUGUGGAUCUUCAACUGCGCGAUGCUGAUGUGCAAAUCGAACAUUCAACAGCAUAACAAGAGCGACGCGAAGAACGACAUCCGGAUCGCGCAACGAAGCGCACGCAAGCUCAACGACAAGGAAAAAGACGAAUAUUUGGAAAAGUGCCUGAACCUAAUCGAUACCGUACAAUUCGACGACGUAUACGGUGCCAAAGAGCUUCAAAGACGGGAACAGAAGAUCAUCCAGAUGAUGGGCAACUCGAAGAUGAAGGACGAGGUGGCGCAUUUGUUUAGGAUAAUGUCCGCGAUGCCCGCCAAUCGACGGAUGACGGUGAUUCCAGGUGUGGUGGUCAAGUCGGGUUUGAAGGAGAACAAAGGGAGGUCCAUGUCCAUUAUGCCCAAUAAGGAUAACCCGUCAUCUGUGGAGUUGAAAGAGGUCUCUAAGUCCAGUCAGAAGCUGAUGCAGGAUCUCUCGUUACAUAUGGAGUAUUGAAAUAAAAAUUGUUUGUUUAGUGCUGGA
Anthonomus grandis grandis is the source of this 2104-nucleotide messenger RNA. Its product is annotated as outer dynein arm-docking complex subunit 4. Gene Ontology annotation, molecular function: protein binding. NCBI's taxonomy places the organism in Eukaryota, Metazoa, Arthropoda, Insecta, Coleoptera, Curculionidae. The transcript has 6 exons. The record is from RefSeq and is a predicted model, not a curated record. Bases 92 to 2077 code for a protein of 661 amino acids.